Manduca sexta (tobacco hornworm) is the source of this 1080-nucleotide messenger RNA. Its product is annotated as cell wall protein DAN4. The coding region runs from base 95 to 1057 and encodes 320 amino acids. Lineage: Eukaryota; Metazoa; Arthropoda; Insecta; Lepidoptera; Sphingidae. The record is from RefSeq and is a predicted model, not a curated record. The transcript is spliced from 2 exons.
CUGAAAUGUUGGCUGCUCGAUGAAAUGUACACUUCAUAUCGAUGAUAAAUACAGCAAUAAAAUAUAAAAAUGAUAUUUCUGUCAACAACUUGAAAUGCGCAAAACUUUAUUAAAAUUAUGUAUUAUAAUUUUGUAUGCGACUACUGGAGGCAGAAAAUGGCCUAACCCGCUGGAUGACAAAGUAAUAUAUGUAAGCAAUCCUAUUGAAGCUGAUCUUCCUAGUCAUUGGAUACCAUUGAGCAUCAUAAAACGUGUAAUAGAAAUGCGCGUGCCGAGAACAAGUGCAGCCUACACACAAAAGGAUAAAAAGAUAAAAUUGAAAUACAUAUUGAGUGGUACCAAAUUAAUCCCGAAGUAUAAAAUAACACCAAAAGUACCUAAACAUCAUGAAAAACAGCCUCUAUUUUUAAUACUCGGGCAAUCUACAACUAAAGCAAAAGAAAUAGGCACUGCUACUUCUCGAACAAUUACACUUAUUAAAGAGAAUACAACACAAACUCCAGAGGGUUCAGCCGACUAUAUAAGUAAGAGCAAUGACUUGAAUGCUGGGUUGAUAAGUUCUGAAAGUCUAGCAGCGCUAACGGUUACUAAUUCAAAAAUAUCAAACUUUAAUAAUACGAGCGUAGUUGUAACGGAAUCUACAAAACCUAUUUUAUUUGAAACAAACACAGAAACUACAUUGUGUACAUCACCUGUCACCUCUUCAACUAUUAUACCGUCUUCGGCAAUUACUGCACCUAAAAUAACUAAAGUAACUCUCAAUCCAACACCCAUAAUGUCUACAGCAAUAACUUUAGAAACUAGUGCAAUAACAAUCACUUCAACUAGUUCACCAACGGCAAUUACGACAACUACUACAUUGUCAUCUUCACCACAAACAACAUUAACAACUACACUUUCAAAGUUGAGUGCAACUAAAUUUCAAUCAUCAACAUCAAUGAUAUCUUUAACUACUACAAAGACUAUUGCAACUUCAACUACAUCUUCGACAAAAACGACUCCACAAUCGACAUCCACAACGACGGAAUCAGAAGACUCAGGUGAUCCGUUCUAUUAGUAUUAAUAAAAUUUUAAUAUUUU